CCAAACCCAGCCCAGCUAUCCCCAUUGCGUUCCUAGUCGCGGGCACUUGGCGUCGUCCGCCCACUCAGCUCAGCUCCACACGCCCCGCGACGAUGGCGACCAUGACCACGCAGCUCCGGUCCGCGCUCCUCUCGGCCGCCGCCUCCUCCUCCUCCUCCCCGCGCCGCGGCGGCCGGCGCGCGCCCUCCUCCGUCCGCUGCGACGCCUCCCCGCCCGCGGCGUCCGCGUCGGCCUCGCUCGACCCCGACUUCGACAAGAAGGCCUUCCGCCACAACCUCACCCGCAGCGACAACUACAACCGCAAGGGAUUCGGCCACAAGAAGGAGACCCUGGAGCUCAUGAGCCAGGAGUACACCAGCGAUGUGAUCAAGACGCUCAAGGAGAACGGGAACGAGUACACCUGGGGCCCCGUGACGGUGAAGCUGGCCGAGGCCUACGGCUUCUGCUGGGGCGUCGAGCGCGCCGUGCAGAUCGCAUACGAGGCGCGCAAGCAGUUCCCCGAGGAGCGCAUCUGGAUCACAAACGAGAUCAUCCACAACCCCACCGUCAACAAGAGAUUGGAGGACAUGGGCGUCAAAGAUAUUCCUGUUAACGCUGGCAUUAAGGACUUUGAUGUUAUUGAACAAGGUGAUGUUGUCGUCUUGCCUGCCUUUGGAGCUGCUGUGGACGAGAUGUACACACUGAACGAGAAGAAUGUGCAGAUCGUUGAUACAACAUGCCCUUGGGUUUCAAAGGUGUGGAACAUGGUUGAAAAGCAUAAGAAGGGCGACUAUACCUCUAUUAUUCAUGGAAAAUAUUCCCAUGAAGAGACUGUUGCCACUGCUUCUUUUGCAGGGAAGUAUGUCAUCGUGAAGAAUAUGGGCGAGGCAAUGUACGUAUGUGAUUAUAUACUUGGUGGUCAACUUGAUGGAUCUAGCUCAACAAGAGAGGAGUUUCUUGAGAAAUUCAAGAACGCUAUUUCUCCAGAAUUCGAUCCUGAUCUUGACUUGGAAAAAGUUGGUAUUGCAAAUCAAACAACAAUGCUUAAAGGAGAAACUGAAGAAAUUGGAAAACUUGUUGAGAAGACUAUGUUGCGUAAGUUCGGAGUUGAGAAUGCCAAUGACCACUUCGUUGCUUUCAACACCAUUUGUGAUGCCACACAGGAAAGACAAGAUGCAAUGUAUCAACUGGUGAAGGACAAAGUUGAUCUAAUUCUAGUUGUUGGGGGAUGGAACUCCAGUAACACCUCUCAUUUGCAAGAGAUUGGGGAGCUCAGUGGAAUCCCAUCCUACUGGAUUGACAGUGAAGUAAGGAUUGGACCAGGAAACAGGAUCAGCUACAAGCUAAACCAUGGUGAGCUUAUCGAGGCAGAGAACUGGCUACCACAAGGGCCUAUCACAAUUGGAGUUACUUCUGGUGCAUCAACUCCGGACAAGGUUGUUGAGGAUGCGCUACACAGGGUAUUUGAGAUCAAGCGCCAAGAACUUUUGCAGGUUGCAUAAAUUUUCAGCAAAAUUGGUCAGGGGAUAAUAGAUUAUGGCCCAGCAAAGGUUGGUGGAACCAUCGCACAUCCUAUUCUUGUACAGUAGCGAAGAAUGUAAUGAUAUAGGCACAUACUGUCGGGAGCAUAUCUGUGCUGGGUUACAUGUAUGUUGUGAUCACCUGUACCACAAACAGUUGUAUACUUGUAUCAGCUGUUAUAACUCUUCGCCCCGCAAAAAAGGCUUUUAUAGGCUGCGUAGAUAUCACCAUGGCAGUUAGUUUGUUGCUGGAUAGAGUUGAAAUGCAGGAUUCCUGCAUAUAAAGUGCAAUAAAUGCAGUGUUUGUGUA
Molecule: messenger RNA, 1809 nt
Organism: Lolium rigidum
Lineage: Eukaryota; Viridiplantae; Streptophyta; Magnoliopsida; Poales; Poaceae
Product: 4-hydroxy-3-methylbut-2-enyl diphosphate reductase, chloroplastic
Exons: 10
Coding region: 93-1481 (462 amino acids)
Biological process (GO): dimethylallyl diphosphate biosynthetic process; isopentenyl diphosphate biosynthetic process, methylerythritol phosphate pathway
Molecular function (GO): metal ion binding; 4-hydroxy-3-methylbut-2-enyl diphosphate reductase activity
Source: RefSeq, a predicted model, not a curated record